Messenger RNA from Epithele typhae, 3432 nucleotides. RefSeq lists its product as uncharacterized. The transcript has 12 exons. The coding region runs from base 1 to 3432 and encodes 1143 amino acids. The record is from RefSeq and is a predicted model, not a curated record. NCBI's taxonomy places the organism in Eukaryota, Fungi, Basidiomycota, Agaricomycetes, Polyporales, Epitheliaceae.
AUGUCCAAAAGAUCUCACAAGCGUAAGGGCACCAGCUCGAACAUCUACGACAUCUUCAAUACGACCAAACCCAUCCCCGCCGCGUUCUCACCUGCGAAGCGCACAGUCGAUCUUCCUGAGGGAUCAACCUCCCCAAAACGCCGUUCAAAUCCUGAAGCAGUCCUACUUGAUAGUGUCCGCGUCGCUCCACCCCGAAAUCAGGAAAGUGCCACCACCCAUCAGCGCGCCCGUGAACCGGCGGCUUCCGCCGUGCCUUCCAGUGCACACAACCCCUCCCCUUCAAGACCUCCACCUCAGAUAGAAGACGAAGACGAAGCGGAAGACGGACAACAGGAUGACAUGCACGACCGAGAAGAUCCCCUGGACGGAGGUGCAGACGCUACUGAUGGGGUGAAGAAACCGCGGAGACGGGCAGCCCCGGGAACAAACAACACCAUCGCCCCAAGCAAGCUGGGGGAAGAAUUCAUGAAAAAUUCUCCCGAGGCGUAUGAUUGUAUGCUCGAGCGAUACGCGCCUCCGUCCACCGACGAUCUGUGUUUCGGAUGCUACACAAUGUUCGGGCGGAAACGUACGCUUCCCGAGAAGCUUCGCCGUUAUCGGUGCGAAGACUGCAUCGAUCACCCAGACUUCUGUGCCGGGUGCGCGAAGAUCGUACAUACCAUGGUACCUUGGCAUCACCUCUGGAAAUGGAGCGACAAUGACCAGACAUGGAUACCUACAACCUCAACCGACAUCGGGGUGGUCAUCCGCAUCGGUCACAAGCCUUGGGAGCUCUGCGAAAAGCCUCAGGCGAAGAAGACCCCCCUGACGGUGGUGCACGAGCGAGGGAUCAUCGAAAAGGUCGACUUUCAGCACUGCGCCUGCUCAAGACAGACGAAGUCGCUAAAGUUCCUCCGCGUCGGCCUAUUCCCUGGCUCCUGGUCCGCUGAUGGUUCACCCAGAACCUUGUACACCGUCAGGGCCCUGGAGAUGUUCGACGCCCACCUGUUUCAGGCGCAAUCGAGCGUUCACGAGAUUUUUCUCAUCCUGAGGCGUCUGAGCAAUCGCGUUCUACCUUUUGAGGUUUCAGACCGGGAGCGUGAGCUGUUCCGUGCGCUGCGCGAGUACGGCUUUCUGGAGGCCUGUAUAUAUCAUGGUUACCGGCCCGGGAGUGGGAGCGUCUUCAACGCGUUAGUAACUCUGUGCGCAGCGUGCCCGCACCCAGGCAAGAACAUGCGUCUGGACUGGGAGCUGAGGGACAAACUAUACGAGUACCUCGACGACUUGGUUCUGGAGACCGACGGACACUUUAAGCACUUCUCCAGACCAAAGCCUAGAGACGACAAGGAGCAGCCUUUCACGAAGGAGAUAUCAUACCUCGGGAAUGGCAACGACCUGCAGACGCACCUGGCGAAGGUGGGCAAGACGGAAAAAGAGCCUUCCAAUUGCAACAACUUCAAGGCGACCGGGUAUACGGGACAUGUCGGGAACGUGACCGGGAUCGUCGCUGUCUUCUGUAGACACGGAGCCAUCAUCGGAGGCAGCGUGAUGAAUUUGAAUAAAGGGGAGAGCCUUGCCUCGGCUUUGCGUCCGUUUCGCGCGCUGAAGCGCGUCCGGCUUUACUAUGAUGUCGCAUGCUCCUUAGCUAUCAACCUUGACCGACGCCUCGAUGAUAUGGAGGAGUACGCGAACGAGAUACCUUCCAUCACUCCCCUCGGGAUCCCCACCGAAGCGCCUCCCAAGAUGGUUCGCCCGCGAAUUGAUCCCACCCUCGGCCAAUUCCACAUCAACGCACACAAAGACGCCUGCCACACCGUCUUCAACCCCGCGAUGAGGGAAGGUGCAGGCCACACAGGCGGCGAGGAAGGCGAACAAGACUGGGCUCUCCUGGCGCCGUUGUCGACCCGCACGAAGGAGAUGAAUCCUGCCUCACGGGAGGACACCCUGUCGCGCGCUGCGGACAACCUGAACAUAAACAAGUCGAUGAUAUUGAACGAGGCUUGGCUGACCCUGAACCCAGAUAAAUAUUUGGGAACGAUGUUGGAGAAGGCCGAGGAAACCCGGGCCGAGAUGAAAGCGUUCAUAGACUCCCUAGAAGCGAAGAUAGACAAGAGGCAUCUGACAGCGUGGCGAAAGGAGCUGAACGAAUGGUACGACAAGGUGGUUGAUGUGAAGAAUCACGACGACCUCGAGAAUCCGUUUGUGAUGAACGUCGACCCGGAUCUAUCCUUCCCAGAAGCGGCGUCCGAUUUGAGGACGCCAGCGCCCACACCGCCCAAAAACACGAAAGUGACAAAGAUCGUCGCGGCGAUCGUGGCAGCUAUCGACCUUCAUGACGCCAGAGGACUUACCAUCGCGGAGCUCGCGGGUCUUGACCCAGCCAAGAGGACCCUUCGAAAACGAGCCAUGCAGAAGGCGCAAACGGUUAUCGACAGCGCGCAAACCGUACUUUCCGACUACGAACGUGUGGUGGGAAGCCUGCUGCACGCGGCCAUCCACGACCGCGCAACGUCGGUUGACUUCGGCUCUCCGGAGGGCUGGCCGUACGCGGAGCCCAUCGAGGACCUGGAGUCAAGAGUGCACCACUGCGAUGUCGUUGAGGCUCAGGCGGUCGAAGACAUCUCAGACGUUACCGUUCGUCAAUGGGCGGAACAAGUCGCAGCGAUUCAAGUUCCGUUGCCGUCGCUCCUGCACCCCAGUCUGCGACAACACCCACAUCUCCAGCCCAUGGCGCUCAUCGAACGGCAGCUUCGGGAGGCUCAAGCGGAGCAAGCACUCGACAACGUUCGCAAGAGCAUCGUGCUUACCGCGUCUCUCAACGACCUCACCGACCCAGAGGCAUCAAAGCCGCGCGAGCGCACCUUCCGGAACCGGCACGCCAAACCUCGGGAGCACCCAGCGCCACAAGAGAUGCAUCUAGCGGUCAAGACAGCUAGGGCAGAAUACCAUCGCCUCCGCAACAUCCUCUGUCGCCUUGGGAUGAAGCAAGACGAUGAUACGUUUCGGGUUUUACAAAGUCGCGAUCUACGGCAUUUCACCGUUCUCCACUGCCAACGCAACGCAGGCGACUCGCACCACCCACCAGGAGGCUGGCUGUGGAGGACUGUCUCGUGGGCGAAGAGUUUCGACCAGAAGGACCAGAAAGCUUUCGCGAUGGCAAAGUUGAAAGUUCUCUGGUUCCGGGCGAGCACCGGUUGGGCUCGGUGGGAUGAAGAAGCGAACAUCCGCCUAGAGGAGAUGUUCAGGACACGUGAGAUGUGGGCCUACCAGAGGACAUGGUGGUCCAAAAAAGGAGAAGAAGAGGAGCUAUCAGGCAGCCUGGGCGCUGCGACGCGAAGGCUGGAAUUCGACAAACUCUGGAACGAUGCGGACGACAGGUUCCCGAAAACUAUCAACCAGACCCAGGGCCUAGGUAUGCCGCGAACUCGAGCAAAGAACAAGGCCGCGAAGUAG